AGGCGUGUCCUCAAUCAAACUCGCUCCUCCCACCUUAUAUCUUCUGAUGUAACACAAACUUGCAGUGAAAGAAAUACAAAGAAAGAAGGACUAGAAUUCAACUACAGUCAUGUCUUUGAGGCUAAAGACUCCUUUACUAGCACCACACAGGCUCCUGUCCAUGAUAAGAUGGUCUUCAAGCGCUGCAGCAGUUGCCACUGAACACAAGGAACAACCAAGACUCAAGACAUUCCUUGUUUACAGAUGGAAUCCAGAAGUGAAAGGGUCAAAGCCUAAGAUGCAAGAGUAUAAAGUUGAUCUCAACCAGUGUGGUCCGAUGGUCCUUGAUGCUCUCAUAAAGAUUAAGAAUGAAAUUGACCCCACACUGACCUUUAGACGAUCGUGUAGAGAAGAUUACAAACACCUACAGUCAAUGGAGGACAGAGCAAAACUGGAUGGGUUGUAUGAGUGUAUAUUAUGUGCCUGUUGCUCCACCUCCUGCCCCUCCUACUGGUGGAACCCUGACAAGUAUCUUGGACCAGCUGUACUGAUGCAGGCAUACAGAUGGAUGAUAGACAGCAGGGAUGAAUAUCGCUCAGAGAGACUAGCUAAAAUAUCGGAUCCUUUUUCAGUCUUUCGCUGUCACACCAUCAUGAACUGUACAAAGACCUGCCCUAAAGGUCUUAAUCCUGGACGUGCUAUUGCAGAGAUAAAGAAAAUGCUAGCAACAGCAAGUUAAAAGACUUAUAAAGAUUACAGAAAUACAACUACAGUACAGUAUUAUUAGUUAAUAUAUCUGUAUAUUGGUAUUAAUAUUACUAUUUUCAUGUAUUCAUUACUAUUAAUAUUUAUAAUGAGUAAUUAAUUAGUUUAAUGUGUUAUGUUCAGAUAACUACAGGCUGAAAAAUUGUUCAA
Messenger RNA from Amphimedon queenslandica, 894 nucleotides. RefSeq names its product succinate dehydrogenase [ubiquinone] iron-sulfur subunit, mitochondrial-like. The coding region runs from base 110 to 718 and encodes 202 amino acids. Gene Ontology annotation, cellular component: mitochondrial membrane. Gene Ontology annotation, molecular function: iron-sulfur cluster binding; oxidoreductase activity; electron transfer activity. The transcript has 8 exons. The record is from RefSeq and is a predicted model, not a curated record. Gene Ontology annotation, biological process: tricarboxylic acid cycle; aerobic respiration; respiratory electron transport chain. Lineage: Eukaryota; Metazoa; Porifera; Demospongiae; Haplosclerida; Niphatidae.